Molecule: messenger RNA, 2206 nt
Organism: Biomphalaria glabrata
Lineage: Eukaryota; Metazoa; Mollusca; Gastropoda; Planorbidae
Product: peptidyl-prolyl cis-trans isomerase FKBP4-like
Exons: 8
Coding region: 147-1436 (429 amino acids)
Molecular function (GO): peptidyl-prolyl cis-trans isomerase activity; protein binding
Source: RefSeq, a predicted model, not a curated record
CAUCUCCCUUGCUAUUAACGUCUAAAUAAAGUGGUCUCCAACGAAAGUUCCAGCAAUUGAUUCUGUCAAUUUAUUGUCAGUAGCUCAAGUUUAGCAGCAACGUGUUCAUACCUUUACCAGGCUAUAAUCAAGCAUCUGUAGUAGCAAUGGCAUCUACUGAACCUGAAACCAUGGAAACCGAACCUGUAAAAGAGCAACCUGUAGGCAUUGGUAAUGACUUGACCGAAAACAAAGACGGAGGUGUCUUAAAAGAAAUUUUACGAGAAGGCGAAGGGGACGAUAAACCAUCCAAAGGAGAUAAAGUAUCCGUGCAUUACGUUGGUACAUUACUGGACGGGACAAAGUUUGAUUCGAGUAGAGACAGAGGAGAACUGUUUACAUUUAAUUUAGGGAAAGGACAAGUAAUCAAAGCAUGGGACAUCGGUGUUGCAUCAAUGAGAAAGGGAGAGUUGGCAAGGUUGACUUGUAAAUCAGAGUAUGCUUAUGGUGAAACAGGAUCACCCCCAACAAUUCCUCCUAAUUCAACAUUGGUAUUUGAGGUGGAACUGUUUUCAUGGGAAGGUGAAGAUGUUUCCCCAAAUAAGGAUAAAGGGAUCAUUCGAUCCAUACUACAGGAAGGUUCAAAUUAUAAAACACCAAGUGACUUUGCUAAAGUAACAAUAAAUUAUUCAGUUCAACUGGAUCAACAAGUCCUUGUUGAACCUACAACAUCUACUUUUACACUUGGGGAAUCUGAAGAUCCCAUAAUUACUACUGGUCUAGAAGCUGCAAUAAAAAAGAUGAAGGAAAAAGAAAAGUCCAAGUUCAUUGUCUCUCCAGCAUAUGCUUAUGGCAAAGAUGGUAACAAGGAACUUGGUGUACCACCUAAUGCCACAUUAACAUAUAAUGUGGAACUUGUUUCUUUUGAAAAGGCAAAGAAAUCAUAUGAAAUGGAAACACCAGAAAAAUUAGAGCAAUCUGAAAUUAGAAAGGCUAAAGGCACAGAGUUUUUUAAGAAAGGUCUUACUGAUAAAGCAAUAUUGAAUUACAAUACAAUUAUCGAAUAUUUAGAAAGUGAAACCACAUUAGAAGGUGAGGAGAAAGAGAAGAGAGAUGCCCUAGUGCUAGCAGCCCACUUAAACUUAGCAGCUUGUGAAUUACGGCUUGGGGAAGACACCAAAGUUAUUGAGCAUUGUAACAGUGCUUUGGAUAUCAGCAAAGACAAUGCUAAGGCUUUUUUUAGGAGGGCACAGGCUCACCAGAAUCGCAGAGAUUAUGAAUUGGCUGUUCAGGAUUACCAAAAAGUGGUUGCUCUAGAGCCUGAGAAUAAAGCUGCCAAGAAUCAAAUCAUUGUGUGCAAGAAGAGAAUCCAGGAGGAGCAUCAGAAAGAAAAGCAGUUGUAUGCUAACAUGUUUAGUCAAAUGACACAACAGAGUGCCAAGGUGGGCGAGAACUGACAGCAGUGAUGAAAGUGUAUUUAAGGAAGGAAUUGGCGAAUGGAAUAAUGAAAUGGCAGCAGGCAUGAUGCCCCUAGAUCAGGAAGUGGCGGCUUUCGGUGAGACUAUGCCCUUAGGUACAGACAACAACCAUGGGAAUAUUCACUGACAAUGACCUUGUAACUGUCAAUGAUCUGUUGAUGUUCAGUUUGGAAAGAGAGGUUCCUUCAGUUUUCUUAGGCUCAGGCUCACAUCUCCCCAAGUUUUUUCCAGUAUCUUUAGUGACUUUCCUAAACAAAAAAAAAGAAAUCUUAUUGUGCCACCGGCUUUGCUGUUGUGCUACCAGCUUCUAGAUUUGUUCUUGUGUACUGCUUGUUUAAUAUUGAUUUAAAGUUGCUAUCAAAUGAAUUUUAUAUUUGAGUUAAGUUUAUGCCAACAAAUUGAGUCUCAGGUAGUUGUACAUACCAUUAGGUCAGCCUUAGUUUCUAUAGGCCAUGCCAGAUUCACAUAGGACAAGUGUGGGACCAGAGCUGUCUUGUGAGGACUUACAGUUCAUGCCUAUCUGUCAGAUUUUGGUUUUUAUUGAAUAUUUGUUUUCAUUAUUUUCCUUUAUAUACUAUACAUUUUUGUUAAUUGUUACCAAUAACUUUUCUAUUUUAUUUCUAAAAGAAAAGCUUUUUGCUUGCAUUUUAUGUUGUUUCAUAUUUGUUUAACAAAAAAAAAUCAUCACAAUAAGCACUGCCAUAUUUCCAUCACCAUUUUAAAAAUACAAUUUGUUCAUUACAUGAAAA